AUGGCUGUGGGGCGCCAGGCGGUGGGCUCUGUGCACAGUGGCCUCCAGGCAGGAGAAGCAAAGCACGAUGAUCGCGUUAGCUUCCCCCAGAGAAGGAAGAAGGGCCGGGGUCCUUUCCGGUGGAAAUGCGAGGGGAGCCGCAGGUCUGGAAGAGGGGGUGCCGGCGUGCGGACGCCCCGCCUUGAGGACGAUGACAGAGAUGUGGCGAUGAGCGAUGCCCAAGAUGUUCCCCGAGUACGAUACACCCCCUAUGCUGCGCGACCCAACCGGCGGGUUGAUAAUUGGCAUGAUCGAGACCGCAUCCACGUUACUGUGCGGAGAGACAGAGUUCCUCCACAGAGAGGAGGGGCUGGCAACAGCCAGGAUGGGACCUCGAAGAACUGGUUUAAGAUUACAAUUCCUUAUGGCAGGAAAUAUGACAAGGCAUGGCUCCUAAGUAUGAUUCAGAGCAAAUGCAGUGUCCCUUUCACCCCCAUUGAGUUUCACUAUGAAAACAACCGGGCCCAGUUUUUUGUUGAGGACGCCAGUACUGCCUCUGCAUUGAAGGCUAUCAACUACAAGAUUUUGGAUCAGGAUAACAGAAGGAUAUCCAUCAUCAUCAACUCCUCUCCUCCGCCCCUUACUGUGCAGAAUGAGCUGAAGCCAGAGCAAGUAGAGCAGCUAAAGCUGAUCAUGAGCAAACGAUACGAUGGCUCCCAACAAGCGCUUGACCUCAAGGGCCUCCGUUUAGACCCAGAUUUGGUGGCCCAGAACAUUGAUGUUGUCCUGAAUCGUAAAAGCUGUAUGGUGGCUACCCUGCGAAUCAUUGGGGAGAAUAUCCCUGAGCUGUUGUCCUUGAACUUGAGCAGUAACAAGCUAUACAGGCUGGAUGACAUGUCCAGCAUUGUGCAGAAAGCGCCCAACCUAAAGAUCCUAAACCUCUCUGGGAAUGAGUUGAAAUCUGAGCGGGAAUUGGACAAGAUAAAAGGGCUGAAGCUGGAAGAGCUGUGGCUCGAAGGAAACACACUGUGUGACACCUUCCGAGACCAGUCGACCUACAUCAGGUCAGUUGUGGCCUCUGCCUCCCUCCUGGGGACCGUCACCCCUGGGAGCCGAGUUAGCGCACGCAGCGGAGCCCCUGGGCUCCCACCCCAUUCCCUCCUCCCGGGGCUGCACAGCGCCAUUCGCGAACGAUUUCCUAAAUUACUACGUUUGGACGGCCAUGAGUUACCCCCGCCAAUUGCCUUUGACGUUGAAGCCCCCACGAUGUUGCCACCCUGCAAGGGGAGCUAUUUUGGAACGGAGACCCUGAAGACUCUGGUCCUGCACUUCUUGCAGCAGUACUAUGCCAUUUAUGACUCUGGAAACCGGCAGCGGCUCUUGGACGCCUACCAUGAUGGAGCCUGCUGCUCCCUAAGCAUCCCUUUCACCCCCCAGAACCCUGCCCGGAAUGUGAAGAAGCUGAAAGACCCGACCCUGCGGUUCCGGCUGCUGAAGCACACACGGCUCAACGUGGUGGCCUUCCUCAACGAGUUGCCCAAGACUCAGCACGACAUCAAUUCCUUUGUGGUCGACAUCAGUGCCCAAACGAACACGUUGCUGUGUUUUUCUGUCAAUGGCGUCUUCAAGGAAGUGGAUGGAAAGUCCCGGGAUUCUCUGCGAGCCUUUACACGGACGUUCGUCGCUGUUCCAGCCAGCAAUUCAGGGCUGUGCAUUGUAAAUGACGAGUUGUUUGUGCGGAAUGCCAGCCCUGAUGAGAUCCAGAGAGCUUUCGCCAUGCCCGCGCCCACGCCCUCCUCCAGCCCGGUGCCCACCCUGUCCCCAGAGCAGCAGGAAAUGCUGCAGGCGUUCUCUACGCAGUCUGGCAUGAACCUCGAGUGGUCCCAGAAGUGCCUGCAGGACAACAACUGGGACUACACCAGAUCUGCCCAAGCCUUCACUCAUCUCAAGGCCAAGGGUGAAAUCCCGGAAGUGGCGUUCAUGAAGUGACCCUGGCCGCCGGGCCCCUGUAAAUAGCCCUGGAUAGCGAUGUCUCCCUGCCGUGGCGGUCGGCUCUCCUCCGGCCUGGCCAGGCGGGACUGGGACUGGGACUGUGACGGAGGAGGGAGGCCGCGCACCUCCCAUCGCCUGCCUUCCCGCAGCUCCUGGACCAUUCCAGAAAGUGGAGUCCCACUGGGGCCAGGAAGCCAAGCGCCGUGUAGAACUGACACUAACGACCCGAAGGACUGAGGUGCUUUGUGCCCUUCACCCCCGGAUCCCGCCUCCCCGACUUUUUAAGAUAAAGAGUGAGAUUGUAUUUUG
Myotis davidii is the source of this 2280-nucleotide messenger RNA. It is a transcript of the gene NXF1, whose product is annotated as nuclear RNA export factor 1. The coding region runs from base 1 to 1968 and encodes 655 amino acids. Gene Ontology annotation, biological process: poly(A)+ mRNA export from nucleus. Gene Ontology annotation, molecular function: protein binding; RNA binding. The transcript is spliced from 22 exons. Lineage: Eukaryota; Metazoa; Chordata; Mammalia; Chiroptera; Vespertilionidae. Gene Ontology annotation, cellular component: nucleus; cytoplasm. The record is from RefSeq and is a predicted model, not a curated record.